Aspergillus melleus is the source of this 5415-nucleotide messenger RNA. RefSeq lists its product as uncharacterized. Gene Ontology annotation, cellular component: transcription repressor complex; nucleus. Bases 780 to 4640 code for a protein of 1286 amino acids. The record is from RefSeq and is a predicted model, not a curated record. NCBI's taxonomy places the organism in Eukaryota, Fungi, Ascomycota, Eurotiomycetes, Eurotiales, Aspergillaceae. Gene Ontology annotation, biological process: negative regulation of transcription by RNA polymerase II. The transcript has 3 exons. Gene Ontology annotation, molecular function: protein binding.
GCGGUCGAUGCUAUCCAUUUCUCGCAAAAAGGAGGCUGCGCCUUGGGAGGGGGCGAUCUGCAGGAGUGGGAGCGCGACGUGGCAAUGCAAUGCAGCGUGGUGGGAUCCGUCACACCACACGAGCGCUUUUCAUCACCUGAUUGGCCGAAGGAAGGGAAGGGUGGCAGUGAAUUGUGGGACACGCGCAGGCAACGGCUCGUUAUUUGUCCAGCUUGCAAGUGGAGCAGCAGCUACCGCGGAGCCAGAUGACAAUACUUAUUCCAACACCAUGCAAGACCGAUGGAGUCAGCUCUGCAAGCUGCAGUUGUUUUCAGCUUGAUGACCCGGCUCCUCAAUCACGUGCAAGACGAAAACCUUUUUGAUUAAUCUUGGAGUGACGGCUCAAAUUCUGUCCCCUAUCGAAUUUCUCUGCUGGUAGUGGUGCAUUACAGUGGAAUUAUGAGACACGCUUGACUCACUUUAGAGCAGACUUAGCUAGCAUCGUCUGAUUUAUCCUUUACCAUGAACCGUCAACAGUUCGAUAUCAGUGGGGGAAAUAUCCAGGCUCAAGGAAAGAUUGAAAACUCGUAAGGGCACAUUGACACUGAUAUGGCUUCGAAAACCCAUUCUGACAUAGUACUCUCCUAGCAACUUCUAUCAGUAUGUCGGAGGUACGCCUGGAUGUCAAGUGUUCCACUCGGUGGUUCUCAGCCUAACAUGAAAGCUUGCAAGACCAAGACAGACAAAGCAGAGAUCGUUGCCUCGACUACUUCGCAGUGACUGAUCCGCGCGAUGUCAAGAUGGCCAUCCACCAGACGAGAGGAGCCGCCCUCAAAGAAUCCUACGAGUGGAUCCUCUGCCAUUCCCAAUAUCUGUGUUGGCGCGAUAGAAACAGCAGCCAGGUCCUUUGGGUCAAGGGCGAUCCAGGUAAAGGCAAGACGAUGCUACUCUGUGGCAUCAUCGAUGAGCUCCGUUCGACCACAAAACUAGCAGAUUCCCAAGCCAAUACCCUUCUUUCUUUCUUUUUCUGUCAAGCCACAGUCCCGAAGCUCAGUAACGCUCAUGCUGUCCUGCGCGGGUUGAUCUAUAUGCUCAUAGACACGCAACCGUCUUUUCUCCCCCAUGUAAGAAGAAGAUUUAAGAACACAGGGGAGCCGCGAUUCGGGGAUGCGGAAGCGUGGACUGCAUUGUGCAAUAUGUUCUUCGAUAUCUUGCGUGAUUCCAGCCCGGAUAAGAUCUACAUCGUAGUUGAUGCUCUCGACGAAUGCGUGCAGGGCCAAGACAAGCUCUUACAGUUUAUUCUCCAAGGGACGAAUGAAUUCCCACACGUCAAAUGGAUUAUUUCCAGCCGGAAUCAUGUUGAGCAGCGUACAAGGCUCGACGGCUCGCAGUCAAUACUGAGCCUGGAACUGCAGAAGAACGCAGAUCUCGUAUCUAUGGCGAUCAGUGCUUACAUUUCCGAUAGGAUAUCGAAGCUUGAAUCCCUACAAAACGAUGAUAACCUGCAGGAGUAUGUUCGACAGGCCCUCCAGGAGAAAGCCGAGGGAACUUUUCUCUGGGUGGCUCUCGUCGUCCAGGAACUCGAACGAGUCGACAGCUGGGAUGUGGAGCAGGUGGUCCAUGAUGUGCCAACAGGGCUAGAUGGCCUAUAUGCGCGAAUGAUCGACCAUAUCAAGAAGCUCGCCGCGCAAAGCAGAGAGUACUGUCAGCUGGUCCUAUCAGCGACCGCACUGGCCUAUCGGCCUCUGCAGCUACUGGAGCUGGGGGUGGUAUCUGGACUCCCAAACAAGAUCGCCGGAAAUGUCAAGGAUACAGAGAAAAUUGUCAAGAGAAGUGGCUCCUUCCUCACGGUUCGUGACAAGACGGUUUAUUUUGUGCAUCAGUCUGCCAAGGACUAUCUGAUUGAAAAGGGUGGUCAGAACAUAUUCUCGUCUGGUCCUACAGCUGCUCACCGCCGAAUGUUUAUGCAGUCACUGCAAGCCCUUUCAAGCAAUUUAAGACGCAACAUUUACGAGCUAAAUCUCGAAAAACCCGACAUAUCGGUCUUUGAGAUAGCAAACUGCAGACCAGAUCCUGAUCCACUCUUCGCCCUCCAAUAUAGUUGCACGCAUUGGCUGGACCAUUACCUCGCAGCCAAUUCUGAAUCCUCCGAUAGAAUUGAGUCACCCGAAAAUCAAGACAUAUCUCAGUUUUUCCGAGAGCAUCUCCUUCACUGGUUAGAAAGCCUUGGGCUUAUUGGUGAGGUCCGACAUGGCAUCUUAUCUCUCAAAAGAUUUGCCCGCCGACACCAGGAUAUGCUUGUUGAUAAACCAAGACCGAAACCAGAAGCCAAAAGAACGGGAAGGUUUUUGGAGAUAUUCGGCGGUCGGAGAAAACAGAAAGCGCUGGCCCCCACCAGGCGAACUUACCAUCAGCAUCAGGCUAUCUCAAAGGAAGCCGAGAGAUUUGCUACCAGCAAUGGAUUUAUUAUACAAGAAGCACCUUUGCAAACUUACGGGGCUGCGCUUGCUUUUUGCCCUGGAAAUUGUGAGAGCAAGAAGCUGUACUGGGGUGAGCGGUUAAAAUUUCUCAGGGACGUAUCUAUGAUGCGAGAGUCAUGGGAACCAUGUAUACAAGUCCUAGACGGCCAUACGGGCUCGGUCAAUGCAGUGGCCUUCUCGCCUGACGGCCAGACGGUGGCAUCGGCCUCAGACGAUCAGACGGUGCGACUAUGGGAUACGGCCACGGGCGUGGAACGCCAUAGCCUGCAAGGCCAUAUAGACUGGGUCAGGGCAGUGGCCUUCUCGCCCGACGGCCAGACGGUGGCAUCGGCCUCAGACGAUCGGACGGUGCGACUAUGGGAUACGGCCACGGGCGUAGAACGCCACAGCCUGCGAGGCCAUACAAGCUGGGUCAGCGCAGUGGCCUUCUCACCCGACGGCCAGACGGUGGCAUCGGCCUCAGAGGAUCAGACGGUGCGACUAUGGGAUACGGCCACACUGGUAGAACGCCACAGCCUGCAAGGCCAUACAGGUCAUAUCAGCGCAGUGGCCUUCUCGCCCGACGGCCAGACGGUGGCAUCGGCCUCAGACGAUGAGACGGUGCUACUAUGGGAUACGGCCACGGGGGUGGAACGCCACAGCCUGCAAGGCCAUAUAGACUGGGUCAGGGCAGUGGCCUUCUCGCCCGACGGCCAGACGGUGGCAUCGGCCUCAGACGAUCGGACGGUGCGACUAUGGGAUACGGCCACGGGCGUAGAACGCCACAGCCUGCGAGGCCAUACAAGCUGGGUCAGCGCAGUGGCCUUCUCACCCGACGGCCAGACGGUGGCAUCGGCCUCAUACGAUCAGACGGUGCGACUAUGGGAUACGGCCACAGGGGUAGAACGCCACAGCCUGCGAGGCCAUACAGAUCAGAUCAGCGCAGUGGCCUUCUCACCCGACGGCCAGACGGUGGCAUCGGCCUCAUACGAUGAGACGGUGCGACUAUGGGAUACGGCCACAGGGGUAGACCGCCACAGCCUGCAAGGCCAUACAGAUCAUAUCAGCGCAGUCGCCUUCUCGCCCGACGGCCAGACGGUGGCAUCGGCCUCAUACGAUGAGACGGUGCGACUAUGGGAUACGGCCACAGGGGUAGACCGCCACAGCCUGCAAGGCCAUACAGAUCAGAUCAGCGCAGUGACCUUCUCACCCGACGGCCAGACGGUGGCAUCGGCCUCAGAGGAUCAGACGGUGCGACUAUGGGAUACGGCCACGGGGGUGGACCGCCACAGCCUCCAAGGCCAUACAGAUCAUAUCACCGCAGUAGCCUUCUCGCCCGACGGCCAGACGGUGGCAUCGGCCUCAGCCGAUCAGACGGUGCGACUGUGGGAUACGGCCACGGGGGUGGAACGCCACAGCCUGCGAGGCCAUACAAGCUCGGUCAACGCAGUCACCUUCUCACCUGACGGCCAGACGGUGGCAUCGGCCUCAUUCGAUGAGCCGGUGCGACUAUGGGAUACGGCCACGGGGGUAAAACGCCACAGCCUGCAAGGCCAUAUAGACUGGGUCAGGGCAGUGGCCUUCUCGCCCGACGGCCAGACGGUGGCAUCGGCCUCAGACGAUCGGACGGUGCGACUGUGGGAUACAGCUACAGGCGUGGAACGCCACAGCCUGCAAGGCCAUACAGGCCGGGUCAACGCAGUUGCCUUCUCGCCCGACGGCCAGACGGUGGCAUCGGCCUCAUGGGAUCAGACGGUGCGACUAUGGGAUACGGCCACGGGCGUAGAACGCCACAGCCUGCGAGGCCAUACAAGCUGGGUCAGCGCAGUGGCCUUCUCGCCCGACGGCCAGACGGUGGCAUCGGCCUCAUGGGAUCAGACGGUGCGACUGUGGCAUACGGCCAGGGGCGUGGAACAAGAAAUAUAUGAGGUUGGUUCAGCAGUUGAAACUUUAGGAUUCUCAGCUGAUGGUUGUCAUCUCAUGACUGAUCGUGGUUCACUCUCUAUGAAAGAUCAACCAUCAAGUUCCUCUGUUGAGCACUCAGGCGCCAAAAUCUUUAUAGAUGAGAAAUGGAUAACCCGGAGCGGGCAACGUUUGAUCUGGUUGCCGCCUGACUUUCGACCGAGCUCCGUGGCGAUUAGUGACAACUGUUUGGUUCUUGGACAUAAAUCUGGCCUCUUGACAUUUCUCUGGUUAAUAUAGUGCGUUUUGCGUGAUAAUGUACUUCCAGGUUCGCCUCAUCUUAGCGUAUUCUCAUCCCAUUAUAUUCUAAUCUCUUUGUAAAAAGAGGGCAUGGGGUGCCACUUCAAUUUAUACUUCGUUGUUUUGCCACAUAACACUUCUAGCAGAUUUGAAUGUUGUGAAUCGUCCAGUACGUAACAAGUCAGCAGGUACUGGCAUCCAUCCACUCCGCAUUUUAAAUGAAUUUGCCCUCAUGACCAAAAGGGCCGCUCCUGCCUUGUCUUUCUCUUUAUAGUAUAUUUAAAAUGAAACGCUCGCUCCACUGCUAUCAUUGAAUAUUUCGCAUCGAGUUAUUUCCCUCCCAUAUUCUUGACCUCACAAACUGCUUAACACGAAUGUUCCAGCAGUCCAUACGCAGUUGGAGGGGAAGUAUUGAUAUGAUUUGGUUGUGGAUUCCAGGCGAUUCUCAUAGAUUACUAUAAUGGAGAAGAUUUCUUACUCGUCCAUAACAUAUGAUGUAUCGUAUACUGUAGUACCGUUUCACGUCUCAUCCAUAGUCAAGCCAGCAUGCCUAAAAUGCCCUUGGGCGCUUUGCUCUCGCAUCCCGACAGUAUCAACAUACCACUCCAGGAAUUAGUUAAAGCCUUGGCUGCUGUCUUCAUAGAGUUGCCAGUUUCGCUUAAUGAAACCUUUGAGUUCGGCAAAAAAUUCUUCAAUUGGAUUCAAGUCAGGCGAGUAUAGUGGUAAAUACACCAAUUUGACUUCUGCAUUCAAGCACAGAUUUUCAAUCCGAUCG